Anneissia japonica is the source of this 2805-nucleotide messenger RNA. RefSeq names its product lysine--tRNA ligase-like. Gene Ontology annotation, molecular function: ATP binding; lysine-tRNA ligase activity; tRNA binding. The record is from RefSeq and is a predicted model, not a curated record. The transcript is spliced from 16 exons. Gene Ontology annotation, biological process: lysyl-tRNA aminoacylation. The coding region runs from base 131 to 2014 and encodes 627 amino acids. Gene Ontology annotation, cellular component: aminoacyl-tRNA synthetase multienzyme complex; mitochondrion; cytoplasm. NCBI's taxonomy places the organism in Eukaryota, Metazoa, Echinodermata, Crinoidea, Comatulida, Comatulidae.
UUAAGUGUUCUGUUAACGCGUUUUACCUCAAAUAUUUUAUAAAAUUUCAUCAUUGUUGUACGCGGCGUGUCCGAAGAAAGAGCAUGGCAGAUACCGGCAGUGACAAGAUCAGUAAAAGGCCUAGCAAGAAAUGAACUUGACCCAAAUGUUGAGCCUAGCCUUGCGUGCCUCGCGUAUUACCUUACCACACUGUGAGAAAAUAUGCCUGCUCACACGGCAGGCGAGGAGAAAUUCAUUAGGCCAUCAUGUGGUGUGCAGUGUUGAUGGUAGAAAUACAUUUUACCUACGCAAUUAUAGCAGUGAACAGAAGAGGAGAGCGAAAGCAGAAAAGAAGGCAAAGGAGAAAGAAGAGAAAGCAAGACUGGCACAGGAAGAGGCUAAGAACAAACCAGCUACCAAUGCCCCAAAGAAAAUAUCUGAAGAUGAAGAGACUUUGGAUCCAAAUCAAUACUUUAAGAUAAGGUCAAAGGCAGUUGCAGAGCUGAAAGCUGCAGGGGAUUCCCCUUACCCCCAUAAAUUCCAUGUGUCCAUUUCAUUAUCUGAGUUCAUUGAUAAGUACCAGGACACUGAGGUUGGACAGCAAUUAGAAGAUGUUGUCAACUUGGCAGGUCGAAUACAUGCGAAAAGGUUGCAGGGCAACAAAUUGAUAUUUUAUGACCUUAGGUCAGAGGGCAAGAAACUGCAAGUCAUGGCAAAUGCCAAGAAUUACACCUCAGAGGAUGAAUUCUUCAAAAUCAAUGAUAAAUUAAGAAGAGGAGAUAUUGUUGGUAUUGUUGGAAAUCCAGGCAAAACCAAGAAGGGGGAACUGAGCAUCAUUCCACAAACUAUGACCUUGUUGUCACCUUGUUUACACAUGUUACCUCAUCUGCAUUUUGGAUUAACGAACAAGGAAACCCGAUUUCGUCAGCGGUACUUGGAUUUGAUUAUGAAUGAUUAUGUCCGACAGAAGUUUAUCACCCGUGCUAAAAUAGUAGCUUAUGUUCGCAAAUUUCUUGAUGGCAUGGGUUUCCUUGAGAUCGAGACACCAAUGAUGAAUAUGAUAGCUGGUGGUGCAACAGCCAAGCCAUUUAUCACACAUCACAACGAGUUGAAUAUGGACCUGUUUAUGCGUGUCGCCCCUGAACUUUACCACAAGAUGUUGGUAGUUGGUGGAAUCGAUAGAGUCUAUGAGAUUGGCAGACAAUUCCGUAACGAGGGUAUCGAUAUGACCCACAACCCAGAGUUUACAACCUGCGAGUUCUACAUGGCUUAUGCUGACUACAACGACCUCAUGACAAUUACCGAGUCAAUGUUGUCAGGAAUGGUCAAGUACUUGACUGGCGGUAACAAAGUCACAUACCAUCCUGAUGGUCCUGAGGGCCAGGCCAUGGAAAUAGAUUUCUCACCACCGUUCCGUCGUGUCAGCAUGAUCGCAGAGCUAGAGAAGAUACUCAAGAAAAAGUUCCCACCUGUAGACCAACUUCAUACUGAAGAAACUUGUGAAUUUCUCGAUAAACUUUGUGUCGAGCUGCAAUGUGAAUGCGCACCACCGCGGACUACUGCAAGGCUCAUAGAUAAGUUGGUUGGAGAUUAUAUAGAACCCACCUGUAUCAACCCCACAUUCAUAAUGGACCAUCCUGAGAUAAUGAGCCCUCUAUCUAAAUGGCAUCGGUCAGUUAAGGGCUUAACAGAGAGAUUUGAACUAUUUGUAAUGCAGAAGGAGUUAGUAAAUGCAUACACUGAACUCAAUGACCCCGUAGUGCAAAGAGAAAGAUUUGACAUGCAAGCAAAGGAUAAAGAAGCAGGGGAUGAUGAAGCGCAGGCUACGGAUGAGAACUUCUGCACAGCUCUUGAGUAUGGACUACCACCCACUGGGGGCUGGGGCAUGGGGAUCGACAGACUCGCUAUGUUCCUCACAGAUUCUAACAAUAUCAAGGAGGUUCUUCUCUUCCCUGCCAUGAAACCAGAUGAACAGAAAGCACCAAUGGCAGACCAGAAAUCAGCUGAGAAAUCAAACCUCUUGCCAGCUCCAUAAGCAGAACCAAUGGCUCAAUUUUUUUCUAAAAAUCAUUAUUAUAUGUCUUGUAAAAUGAGAUCAGUUAUUAAGUGUGUAUUUACAAUUAUUACAAUCAUAAUUUUUGAUUGUUUAUUUUUUAUGAUGCAAUCAAAAAUCAUGACGAUAUUGAAUAAUUAUUAGGUUUUUGAUUAGUAAUUAUUAAAAUCGCCAUACCAAACUUGUGCAAAUAGUUCAAAAUAUUAUGAUUAGAAUUUAUUCACCGAUUUAAUAAUUGAAUUUUACACCAACGUGACGCUAUUAUCGAUUACCUCAUGAAUAACAGCUCUCCGUCCUUUGUAUUUAGCCUUCCCAUCAGGCACGCCAAUUUUAUGCAUUUUGGGAAGACAAGAGAAACAUUGCAUUAUUAAAUGCCAGUUAUUUCUAUUAUCAGAACUCAGCAAAGGAAUAAUUGUAAAGAGCAGUACAUUGCUCGACUGUUACGGCUCGGUGACAGCGUGCAUCACAUAAGAACACCAUUUACAAUCUGUUAUUUUCUUGAUACUUGCUUGAUGAUUUGGGUCAGAUUGACGGUUAAAGUCUUACAAAGAUCAAUUCAUUUCAUAUCAGAUGAUUCAUGUAUUACGGCAGAUGGUUGGAAAUCCGGUUGAAUUAUGUAGAAACAAUCAGUGCUUAUGAAUGCAAUGUAAUGUAAUAUUUUCAUAAAGUGAUGAAGACUGAGCACUUGACUGACUGCGGCAUAGCAUACUAUAUGGAACAUUUUUAUUUUUCACCCACUGAAAAUAAUCUAUCACCAGGGGCGGAUUUAGAGG